GCCACUUUUCUAAAAGUAAUUGAUUUUGUGUUCAGGAAGAUGUGGCUAUAAUGAAGGGCCUAGGUUUUGAUGCUUACAGAUUUUCCAUUUCAUGGUCUAGACUGUUUCCGCGUGGCCAUCUUAGUGGAGGCAUAAAUACAAAAGGAAUUCAUUACUACAACAAUCUCAUCAAUGAACUCUUAGCUAAUGGAAUCCAACCUUUUGUGACGUUAUUCCACUGGGAUCUUCCUCAAGCUCUUGAAGAUGAAUAUGGUGGUCUUUUAAGCUCCAAAAUUGUGGAUGAUUUUCGUGAUUAUGCGGAGUUAUGCUUUAAAACCUUUGGUGAUAGAGAGAAGCGCUGGAUAACUUUGAAUGAGCCAUUAACUGUUGCUGAUGAUGCUUAUGCAACUGGUAAAAAAGCACCUGGGAGAUGUUCCGACUGGCUCCCUUAUAACGGCAAUGGUGGCGAUUCAAGUACUGAGCCAUAUAUAGUAGCUCAUCAUCAACUUCUUGCUCAUGCAGCUGCAGUUCAAGUGUACAAGGACAAGUACCAGAUGUCUCAAAUGGGUCAAAUAAGAAUUACUCUAAAUUGUCGAUGGAUUUUACCCUUGACUAACUCAAGUAGAGACUUUAGUGCAGCAUCCCGAGCCAUUUCUUUCCAAUAUGAUUGGUUUAUGGAACCACUGAAGUCUGGUACGUAUCCAGCUGAUAUGGUUGCUCAUGUGGGGAAACGAUUGCCUAAAUUUUCUAAGGAGGAAUCGUUAAUGGUGAAAGGAUCUUUUGAUUUCAUUGGACUAAACUAUUAUACUUCAAAAUAUGGUUUUGAUGUUCCUUGCAAAACUGAAUACUUAAGCUACACCACUGACUCUUGUGCUCAGUCUACAGGUAAGAAACUCCUUCAUUCACGUUUUUAUAUUUCUUUCCAUUGUUAACAAAUUUUCUGCCUUGUUCAUUUCUGAUACAAAGUAAUUUGAUGCAUCAGCCCAGCGAAAUGGGAUUCCCAUUGGUCCUGCGGUAUGAUUUAAUGCACAUAUAAAACAUUACAGCAUGUAGAUUCAAGUUGUAUAUUUCAUGGGUUGCGGUUUCUCAUACUAUAAAUGAAUUUGCAGACAGGAUCA
This is a messenger RNA of Hevea brasiliensis (rubber tree), 1097 nucleotides long. RefSeq names its product beta-glucosidase 16-like. Gene Ontology annotation, molecular function: beta-glucosidase activity. NCBI's taxonomy places the organism in Eukaryota, Viridiplantae, Streptophyta, Magnoliopsida, Malpighiales, Euphorbiaceae. Bases 51 to 911 code for a protein of 286 amino acids. Gene Ontology annotation, biological process: carbohydrate metabolic process. The record is from RefSeq and is a predicted model, not a curated record. The transcript has 6 exons.